Messenger RNA from Phymastichus coffea, 985 nucleotides. RefSeq names its product TM2 domain-containing protein almondex (gene amx). The transcript is spliced from 6 exons. The record is from RefSeq and is a predicted model, not a curated record. The coding region runs from base 117 to 815 and encodes 232 amino acids. Lineage: Eukaryota; Metazoa; Arthropoda; Insecta; Hymenoptera; Eulophidae.
CCAACCUGACAUGGGAUUAUAUUUUGAUCAUGAGGCUGCUUCAUCUCCUCGCUACAUGUUUAUUAACUUUGGUUUAUUUCUUCCCUAUUCAUAUGUAAAACAGGGCUUUUGUCGGCAUGAAUGUAGUGAGAAUCAAUACAAAAAAUGUAGUUUACUUAAUUAUAGCUAUUCUUUCUACGUCUGUCAGAGAAGCUCAUAUGGACUAUGGUGACACUAUAUCCAAUUAUGCUUCAAAUAAUAACUCAACUCCUGCUUAUACAACUAAAAAGGAAGACUUAUCAAAUAUUUGUCCUGCAGGGAAUUUUUGUUCUAAGUUGAGUGCUGAAUGCUUAUUAUGCACAUUAAAUCAUAAAUGUAAUUAUGGAGUUACUUACCAAGCAAAUUGUACUGUAUUGAAACAAAUUGAUUGUGUGGGUGACACUAAUUUUGCUAAACCUUACAUUUGUCGUUAUUGCUACCAAACUGACCACUGGGAACAUGAUUGUCUCCAAAAGAAUUCUUGUAGUUCUGUGGCUUCACCUCAGCAAUACUAUAGAACAAACUGCACUGUAAAAAGUGAUAUUCUGUGUUUAGGAAAGAGAAGAUUUUUAAAAAAUUUACGAUGUAACUGGACUGGUGGUUAUAGGUGGUCCACUGCUCUAAUUUUGAGCAUCACACUUGGAGGCUUUGGUGCUGACAGGUUUUAUUUAGGCCAUUGGCAAGAAGGUAUUGGUAAACUGUUUAGUUUUGGUGGACUUGGAGUGUGGACUCUAAUUGAUGUGAUGUUAAUAUCCAUGAGGUAUUUAGGUCCAGCAGAUGGAUCAUUAUAUGUUUAAAUUUAAUCUUGAUUUUACUGAAUGUAUAUAAAAAGUAUUAUAAAUGUUAUUUAUGUGCACUGUAAGUUAUAGAAAUUUCUUUUAUCAUAUAUAAGUAGGGCAAAUUAAUUUUCAUAAAAAACUUUUAUAAAAUGUUGUAAAAUCUAGUUUAAUACAUUACUUUGCCAUCA